UGAAGAAGAAACGGAAGGAAACCACAGGAUUACCAGGUAGACUAACAUUGUAAUACGUUUUCACAGAUGAAGCGAAGUAUCAACAUCUGAAAUAUCAUCAUGGUAAGUUGUGCAUAUGACAGUGUCUCUGGACCAUAAAUGCUCCAAUAGUGGAGUCUGAAUGGCCAGAACCUGGGUGAUAUGUUAAACCCAGGUCAGGCCAGUGGCAUGGGUUUCUUUGAUACUACAUCUAGUGGGAAGAAUUGUUACUUAUUUAUCAAUGGGAAUAAGGAAAUCAUAUCCUCCAUUUUGUCUGUUGCAUUUCUUGUUUGCAAUUGUUUUGAACCUUAUGUUAUUGAAGAUGAAUUAAAGCUGAUGCUACGUGGGGCAGAGUUGAGUGGAGCAAUAGAGGAGGAAGAGCAGAAUAUGAUUGAAACCGUGUUAGAGAUAAAGGAUACUCAUGUUAGAGAGGCCAUGACACCCCUUGUUGAUGUGGUUGCAAUUGAUGCAAGUGCAACUCUUGUUGAUUUUCACCAUCUCUGGGUGACUCACCAAUAUUCAAGGGUACCUGUUUUUGAGCAGCGUGUUGACGAUAUAGUUGGCAUUGCAUAUGCAAUGGAUCUACUUGAUUUUGUUUGGAAGAUUUGUAAUCACUUUAAUUUUUAUUUCUUUUUUUGGGAACUGGUGAAGGGUGAGCAACUUGAAAGUUCUACUAUGGGAGAAAUGGCUCACAAACUGGCCUACUUUGUGCCUGAUUCAAUGUCAGUCUGGAAUCUUCUUAGAGAGUUCGGAAUCAGGAAGGUUCACAUGGCUGUUCUUAAUGAAUAUGGUGGAACUGUUGGGAUCUGUGCAAAGCCUCUUAUUGAAACUUUACCUAAACAGAAUCAUCCAUUGUGUUGAGGUCUCAUAUCAAUUAGCAUUACAAGGUUGAGCUCUGCCUGAUUCUGAAAUGGUAUUAGCUGCAAAUGCUUGGUGCUGUUUGUUUUGAGCAGAUAAACAAUGGGGAAGCAAUGUCAGAGACCAAAGAAAUAACUCAAUUGAUUCCCAAAAUCAUGAGGAGGAAAGGGAACGGUGACAAAUUGGAUAACAUUAUCUAUGUUGAGAAUGCAUUUCAAAAUUAAAAUCAGAACUUAUUU
This is a messenger RNA of Rubroshorea leprosula, 1115 nucleotides long. NCBI's taxonomy places the organism in Eukaryota, Viridiplantae, Streptophyta, Magnoliopsida, Malvales, Dipterocarpaceae. The record is from the annotation of a GenBank genome assembly.